This is a messenger RNA of Benincasa hispida (wax gourd), 832 nucleotides long. RefSeq names its product transcription factor HEC2-like. Gene Ontology annotation, biological process: regulation of DNA-templated transcription. The record is from RefSeq and is a predicted model, not a curated record. Lineage: Eukaryota; Viridiplantae; Streptophyta; Magnoliopsida; Cucurbitales; Cucurbitaceae. Gene Ontology annotation, molecular function: DNA-binding transcription factor activity; protein dimerization activity.
GAUGUUGAGAUGAAUAUUGAGGAUGAUAUGGGAGAAUUUGCAGUGGCAGAGAAUUUAGAAUUGAGCGAAGUGGGAGGUUUGGCUUUUGCUUUUGGUAGUUCCAAUAUUGGUGUAAGUAGUUCCACUUCCACUUCAUAUCCCAUUUUUUCUUCUUUUAAUAAUCUCCCACCACCAUCCACUUUUUCCAUGAAUAACCCCACUCAACCUGUUGCACCGCCGUCUUUUCCACCCUAUUCCUCCGCUCCCCGGUGGACAUCCAGCCAUCUUCCCGCCACCCCAAUUUCCGCCAUGAAGGGGGAGGAGGAAGAAUCAGAAUCAAUGGGAGGGAUGAGGGAAAUGAUAUACAGAAUGGCAGCGAUGCAGCCGAUAGAGAUUGACCCAGAAACGGUGAAACCACCAAAGCGCCGUAAUGUUAAGAUUUCAAAAGAUCCCCAGAGCGUAGCGGCAAGGCAUAGAAGAGAAAGAAUAAGCGAAAGAAUUCGAAUUCUCCAAAGAAUAGUCCCCGGCGGCACCAAAAUGGACACCGCCUCCAUGUUAGACGAAGCCAUUCAUUACCUCAAGUUCUUGAAAAACCAACUCCAUUCACUCCAAAUCGCCGCCGCCACCACCUACCCCUUUCCCACCGCCAUGUCCUCCGGUGGGACUACUAAUUAUAAACACUUGUUCCACUUUCCUCAACCCUCUGGACAUAACCACGUGGAGGAUGCUUAAUUUUAAUUUUUUUUAGUUAUCGUUGUUGGUGGGAAGAAUGUGUGGGAUUGGGAUUGAUUGAUGAGUAGAGUUCCAAAAUUUGGUAAACUGUAAGAUCAGUGAGGUUUUAUGAAAGGGACAU